AUGACUCGCCCCCGUGUGCAUGCGAGGAGCGCCGAGGGCGGCGCGGACGAGGCCGACGAGGCGGGCGAGGCCGACGAGGCGGAAGGCUCGCGGCCGAGGAAGGAGGCGAGGACGGAGGCCGCCCUGCGCGACGACUCCCAGGGGGGCUCGCGGAGGCGGCCGCCGGCGACGCCCUGCUCCGCGGGCAGCCCGCCGGGCGCCUCGUCGUCGGCGGCCGAGCACGGCGACGGGGCGGAGGUUGCCAAGAUGCGGGUCAGCCCCUCGUCGAGCCCGCACUCGAUGAGGCUCAACGAGCGGCCCGAGUUCUGCCAGAUCUGCUGCAACGACGUCCCCGCGCGCCACGCCGUCACGCUGGGCUGCGACCACGGCUGGUACUGCUCCCUGUGCAUGGUCCGGCACACGGAGGCGCGCCUCUCCGUGGGCGCGGCCAGCGUGACCUGCCCGCAGUGCCUGGCCCCGCUGGCGGAGCGGGACCUGAGGAGGAUGGUGCCGGGCGAGCUGCUGGAGCGGUUGCUGGCGCGGAGCUUGGAGCAGGCCGUCUCGUCGGUGGCCGAUCUCUGGGCGUGCCCGACGCCGAACUGCCCGAUGCGGGUCGCGCUGGAGGAGGGGGAGGAACCGCGGCUGAAGUGCACGGAGUGCAAAAAGUCCUCGUGCCUCCGCUGCGGCGCGCAGCCGUGGCACAAGGGGCUCACGUGCCAGGAGCACGCCGAGAAGAUGCGCGCUCGCAACAAGAAGGCCAGGAAGGACGAGGCCCUGCUGCAGCAAUGGAUAGCGGAGACUGGCACCAAGCAGUGCCCGACGUGCCGGAUGGGGGUGACGAAGCAGAACAUACGGAACCAGCAGACGCAGUACUCGGAGUGUCACAAGAUGCUCUGCCGCAACUGCAACACGAAGUUCUGCUUCAAGUGCCUCGCCGUGCUGACGGACAGUUACACGUGCGGCUGCACGAUCGACGCCCACGGCUUCAUCGACCCGCGCACCGGCAAGCGCAUGAACCACCUGAAGGCGGCGCGCGCGAGGGCCAAGCCGGUCGGCAAGGCGGCCGCGAAGUGCAAGGCGAAGGGCUGA
This is a messenger RNA of Prorocentrum cordatum, 1068 nucleotides long. Lineage: Eukaryota; Dinophyceae; Prorocentrales; Prorocentraceae. The record is from the annotation of a GenBank genome assembly.